CUUCAUUUUACCUUCUAAGAAAUAUCCUCUCAUCCUUCAUUAUAUCAUCUUCUAAAUACAUACUCAUCUUCUUCUUCUCCUUCAUUUCAUCACCCUCCUUCAUCAAUUUAUUUAUUUUUUCACAAUCUUCACCAUUUUUGUUCAUACAACAAAACAACAUUUUUUUUUAUCUCAACUUCUCUAUAAUUCAAUGACCUCCUCUUUCUUCUCUGACCUCCUUAAUUCUCCAACCGACCAAAACCUUAAAGACACCGAAAGAUCUCAAAAUCACGUGUUGUCGGAUCAAAACAGGUUGGGUUUACCCCCCAAAUUCAAGUCUACACCUCCUCCAUCUCUUCCUCUUUCUCCUACACCUCUCUUUUCUCCUUCUUCUUAUUUUUCUAUACCUCCUGGUUUCUCUCUUUCUGAACUUCUUGAUUCUCCUGUUCUCCUUAACUCUUCUCAUAUUCUUCCAUCUCCAACUACUGGAUCAUUUGCUAAUAAUCAAGGCUUCAAUUGGAAGAAUAAUUAUGAGGAAAAGCAAGAGAAUGUCAAGGCAGAAGAGGAAACCAUCUCAUCAAGUUUCUCCUUCCAAGCUCAACCAGCUGGGUUUCAAUCUUCAAACGCCAUAGUUCAAAAUGGAUGGAGUAUGGUGAAAGCAGAAAACUCUUCUUCAAUGCAAAGUUUCACACCAGAGAGUAAUUCUACUAGUGAACAAAAUAACUACAACAAGAGUGGUUCACAAUCAAAUUACAACAAUUAUCAAUCACAACCACAAGUUCAGAUCCUUAGUAGAAGAUCAGAUGAUGGAUACAAUUGGAGAAAAUAUGGACAAAAACAAGUGAAAGGAAGUGAAAAUCCAAGAAGUUAUUAUAAAUGCACUUACCCUAAUUGUCCAACAAAGAAAAAAGUUGAGAGGGGUUUAGAUGGACAAAUUACUGAGAUAGUUUACAAAGGUAGUCAUAAUCAUCCUAAGCCUGUGGCUAACAAGAGGAACACAAACUCGAUGUCUUCAUCGUCGUUGUCACAUGCAAAUCCUCCUCCUUCAAAUCAUUUUGGAAAUGAAAUUCAAAUGGAUUUGGUUGCUACACCGGAGAAUUCAUCGAUAUCGAUUGGAGAUGAUGAAUUCGAGCAGACUUCUCAUAAAUCUGGUGGAGAUCAUGAUCAGUAUUGUGAAGAUGAACCUGAUGCAAAAAAAUGGAGAAUAGAAGGUGAAAAUGAGGGGAUAUCAUUAGGAGUUGGAAAUAGAACAGUGAGGGAACCUAGAGUUGUUGUUCAAACAACAAGUGACAUUGAUAUUCUAGAUGAUGGAUACAGAUGGAGGAAAUAUGGGCAGAAAGUAGUAAAGGGAAAUCCAAAUCCAAGGAGUUACUACAAGUGCACAAACCCAGGAUGUCCAGUGAGAAAACAUGUCGAAAGAGCCUCACAAGACCUAAGAGCAGUGAUAACAACGUAUGAAGGAAAACACACUCAUGAUGUUCCUGCACCACGUGGAAGUGGAAACCACUCUAUCAACAAACCACUACCAAUUCAAACAACUAUGAACAACACCAACAAUUCCAUCAACAACACUUCAGUUAAUAAUGGAUUCUUCAACCAUGAGAUGAUGCAGAACAAUGGAUUCACGGUGGAUUCUUACAUGAAUAUGAAUCAACAACGUGUUAAUAAUAUUAUUAGAGGUAGAGCCAAAGAGGAGCCUGUAGAAGAUGACUCGUUUUUUGAAUCUUUCCUAUCUUGAAGGAAUGUUCCUUAAUUUAUUUAUUUUUUGCAUAGUUUUUUAUGAUUGGAACUUUUUAGCGGGUUGGUUUAGGGUUUUAUAUAUACAUAUACUUAUGACUAAUAAGAUCGACUUCAUUUCAUUUAUUAUAUUUUUUUAUUGUAUAUUUUCACACAUACAUGAUUUGUAUACUAUGUAUAUUCAACAUUUGUUGUAAGUUUAUUAAUAUGAUAUAUAUGUUUGUA
Messenger RNA from Medicago truncatula (barrel medic), 1941 nucleotides. RefSeq names its product WRKY transcription factor WRKY24. Gene Ontology annotation, molecular function: DNA-binding transcription factor activity; sequence-specific DNA binding. Gene Ontology annotation, biological process: regulation of DNA-templated transcription. NCBI's taxonomy places the organism in Eukaryota, Viridiplantae, Streptophyta, Magnoliopsida, Fabales, Fabaceae. The transcript has 5 exons. Bases 191 to 1717 code for a protein of 508 amino acids. The record is from RefSeq and is a predicted model, not a curated record.